Manihot esculenta (cassava) is the source of this 1969-nucleotide messenger RNA. RefSeq names its product probable terpene synthase 13. The record is from RefSeq and is a predicted model, not a curated record. The coding region runs from base 59 to 1750 and encodes 563 amino acids. The transcript is spliced from 7 exons. Gene Ontology annotation, molecular function: magnesium ion binding; terpene synthase activity. Lineage: Eukaryota; Viridiplantae; Streptophyta; Magnoliopsida; Malpighiales; Euphorbiaceae. Gene Ontology annotation, biological process: diterpenoid biosynthetic process.
UUGCUUGGAUUAAAUAUAUUCAUGCAUUACUGAGACAUUUCAAAACUCUCUCAUCACAAUGGCCUUGUCUUCUAAAGCAACCUUUACUUCAUCUCCCAUUCCAUCUCCUCCAGAAACUCCUGACAAAUGGAGCUUCACCCAAGAAAACAUCUUGCCUUCUACUGUCUCAAAUCACUUGAUCUAUCAAGAUGAUCAACAGCCCAGCAUUAAUGAAGAUGAUUUUGACAUCAAGAAUCAUCAGAAAAAGUUGAGAUCAUUAAAGCACAUGCUAAACAAAGAGGGUGAAGAUGCAUUUGAAUGUCUGCCAAUGGUUGAUGCCAUCCAACGCCUUGGCAUUGAGUAUCAUUUCCAAGAUGAAAUUGAUUCAUUUCUGAAAAGGCAUUAUAUGAUACAUAGCACUUAUAAUUAUAAUGAUCUUCAUGAGGCUGCCCUUAGCUUUCGACUGUUGAGACAAGCGGGAUACCAUGUCCUUGCAGGAGUUUUCGACAACUUCAAAGACAGGGAGGGCAAAUACAAGCAGAAUCUAGAUUAUGACGUCAAGGGACUAUUGGGAUUAUAUGAAGCUUCACAGCUGAGUAUAGGAGGAGAAGAUCAUAUACUUGAUGAAGCUGGAGACUAUAGCUACCGGCUUCUAAAUUCAUGGGUGACACAGCUUGACGAUAAUCAAGCUAGAGCAGUAGAGAAGACGCUGGAGUACCCACAUCACAAAAGCUUGGCCAGGUUCAUGGCCAAACACUUCAUUACUGAUUUUCAGGGAGGAAAUGGGUGGAUGAAUGAACUGCAACAACUUGCUAAGUUAGACUUUAAGAGUGUCCAAUCUCAAUACCAACAAGAAAUUCUUGAAAUAUCAAGGUGGUGGAAAAACCUCGGAUUAUCCAAAGAGCUAAAGUUCGCAAGAAAUCAGCCACUAAAAUGGCACAUAUGGUCCAUGGCAGCUUUUAAAGAUCCAAGCUGGUCAGAGCAGAGGCUAGAUCUUACAAAAUCCAUAUCUUUUGUUUACCUAAUAGAUGAUAUUUUUGACGUUCAAGGAACUCUCGAUGAACUCGUAUUAUUUACAGAAGUUAUCAAAAGAUGGGACAUUUCUACCACCGAACAAUUGCCACAAUAUAUGAGGACAUGCUUCAAGGCUCUCGAUAACGUUACUAAUGAAAUUAGCUACAAAGUCUACGAGCAGCAUGGCUGGAACCCAGUAGACUCUCUACGUAAAACGUGGGGAAUUUUGUGCGAUGCAUUUCUAGUAGAAGGAAGAUGGUUUGCUUCUGGGAAAUUGCCGAGUGCUGAAGAAUACUUGGAGAAUGGGAUUGUGAGUUCAGGUGCACAUGUGGUUAUAGUUCACAUUUUCUUUCUUCUGGGUCAUGGUUUAACCAGAGAAGCUGUUGAGUUGAUUGACAGUAAUCCACCUAUAAUAUCUUCUUUAGCUACAAUUCUUCGGCUCUGGGAUGAUCUGGGAAGUGCUAAGGAUGAGGGUCAAGAUGGACAUGAUGGAUCAUACAUAGAAUAUUAUAUGAAGGAAAAUGAAGGAUGUGGGGUGGAAAAUGCAAGAAAGCACGUAAACCAGAAGAUUUCAGAUGCAUGGAAACAGCUGAACAAGGAAUGUCUAUUUAGGAAGCCAUUUUCGUCAAAUUUCACUGAUGCUUGUCUGAAUCUUGCAAGGAUGGUCCCCUUGAUGUAUAAUUAUGACAACAACCAGCGGCUUCCUGUUCUUGAAUGCCUUGUCGAUUCUCUGCUCACAGAAACUAUAGCCCAGUAGAACAGCAGACGUGACAUUUUGCGCCAAUUUCAUGGGUAAUAAUAAUUCCUAAGAAUAGUAUAAGAAAGUAAAAUAAGAACGUGUAGCUAGUCUUUCUUCGAAUCUUGCAAUAGUUUCUCUUGUACUAUAAUGGAAGUUCACGCAUCACUGUGUAUUGUUGUAAUCUUUUUCUUUUUUGUUUAAAAGUAUAUAAAAAAUCAAAAGAUUUAAGUGAUCAAA